AUGCGUGCUACUAUCCUCGCUCUUCUUUCCUUUGCCAUGGCGGUCACUGCAGCCGUCGGACCGCAAGGAUCUCAGGAAGGCCUCGGCGACAAUCCUCCCAUUGCCGACGCUCAGAAAGAAUACCCGGACAGCGACAUCGCUUGUUGCCAGAACAAGGAGAUCCUUAGCGCUGACGGCAUCUUGGGCAACCUCCUUGGAAAGGGCGCCUUGAACAAUGUGCUCGGUGUUGGUGAUUCUGCCUGCGCCAAAUUCAGCCUCAUCGAGAACCUCAAUAUUCUAGGGAUUACCAAGGAGGACGGCGAUGGCGUUAAAUGUAUCGGCAGCACUGCUUACUGCCCUCACGGAGAAGCGGACUGCAAACUUAUUGGACAUUAA
Molecule: messenger RNA, 375 nt
Organism: Talaromyces atroroseus
Lineage: Eukaryota; Fungi; Ascomycota; Eurotiomycetes; Eurotiales; Trichocomaceae
Exons: 3
Coding region: 1-375 (124 amino acids)
Source: RefSeq, a predicted model, not a curated record